AGAAUUCGGGGUAAACCAAAUAUUUGUCAUUCGUAUUUGAAUUUUUACAAGCACAACAUUUGGCAAUCUUUCAAAAUUUUCAGUAGUUAAGUUCAAAGAUCGAGGCGAUGUAUAAUUUAAGUGGUGGUUCCUUGAAGACAUCGGGGCGCAGUAAUGCAGUUGAUUCGACUGCCUAUAGGAUGAGAGCUGGCGAAAAGUCAACGCUGCCGGUGGCGCAACGCAUCAGACGAAAGAUGCAAUCGAAUCCGAAUCCAAGCCGGGUUUCCGCUGGAGCAUUGACUUCUGCCAUCAGUUUAACCAAAUCGAUGAAGUCAGGCAGCACACUUUUGACAAAGGCAGACGGAGGAGUCCGUAAAGCAAAGAACGGCGUCGCCUCUGUCUCUGGUGUCCAGUCAGCUUAUGUUGUGCCGUCUUCGAGCAUAACAGCGUCUGCAGUCAAGAAGAGUUCACUGUCACGUAAACCCGCUGGUGCAUUUGUGUCUGCAAAUAUUAAGGGCGGUGCUAAAGCUAAGAUUACAGGAGCUCGUAAAGUCAAGUUCUCAAAUAACGUGCACACAUUUCCGCCCAGCAACGUAAAGAGCGUCAAGAAGGGAUCGUCGAACAUUGGCAGCCUGCAGCUGAAGAAACGCGUUAAGAAGCUUAAGCCCAAGGCGACUGGCGGCCACAGCAGCGUCUCCAGCAAGCUCAAUCUGUCCCUUUCGCAGCAGCGCAGCCCAAUCCUUAGAAGGAACGUCGUUCAUCAGCCCGGCACAAUCGUAGACGUCGAGGAGAAGCCAGAACCAACAACAACAAAGCCGAAAGGUGCCACCAAAAAGACCUCAACAGGUGCCAAGAAAGUUAAGAAACAGCGCAUCAAGGCUGGAUCAAUUGCCCGUCAACCCGUUCCGGCUGAUUAUAUCAGACCUUCCCCUCGUCUGGCAUACUCGAUACCGCCCGAAGCGAGACGUGAUCAUCAAUUGCCAAUUAGGAAAGCCAAAAGCAAGUCUGUUUCGGUUCCAUUCCGUUGACCAAGUUUGCAGCAUGGAUAAGUCUAAUGGCGAUGAAUCAGAUCAAUCAAAGCGGAAGCCGGAUGAGCGUCAAUCGCAGCCCAUCAAGCGUCGUAUUACAGAAUCUGAUAAUAGUCGCGAUACUUUAACUGACACUGAGUUGUUGCCGCAUAGCAAAAGUUUGCCGAAUCCUCCAAAUGAUUCCCCUGUUGCUGUUGCUGAUGAUGCAGUUGCCAAGAAGCGGGUAAACAUGCUGACAUCAUCAACACAAACAGACAGCGCUUGAUUAGCACAUGAUUAUUUGUUAAUAGAUUGAAAUGACAGGGGGUGGGAGUUUGAUUUAUGCAAAAUAAAAACAACAAAAAUUCAAUAUA
Drosophila innubila is the source of this 1360-nucleotide messenger RNA. RefSeq lists its product as uncharacterized. NCBI's taxonomy places the organism in Eukaryota, Metazoa, Arthropoda, Insecta, Diptera, Drosophilidae. The coding region runs from base 108 to 1007 and encodes 299 amino acids. The transcript has 2 exons. The record is from RefSeq and is a predicted model, not a curated record.